AUGCCUCCAAAGCAACAAUUGUCAAAAGCUGCUAAAGCUGCUGCCGCUAUGGCUGGUGGUAAGAAGUCCAAAAAGAAGUGGUCCAAGAAGGCUCACAAGGACAAGGCCAAGCAUGCUGUUAUCUUAGACCAAGAAAAAUACGACAGAAUCUUGAAAGAAGUUCCAACUUUCAGAUAUGUUUCUGUCUCUGUCUUGGUUGACAGAUUAAAGAUUGGUGGCUCUUUAGCCAGAGUUGCCUUGAGAGACUUAGAAAAACAAGGUAUAAUCAAAGCCGUUUCUAAACACUCCAAACAGGCUAUCUACACCAGAGCUGUUGCUUCCGAAUAG
Molecule: messenger RNA, 327 nt
Organism: Vanderwaltozyma polyspora DSM 70294
Lineage: Eukaryota; Fungi; Ascomycota; Saccharomycetes; Saccharomycetales; Saccharomycetaceae
Gene: RPS25A
Product: 40S ribosomal protein eS25
Exons: 1
Coding region: 1-327 (108 amino acids)
Cellular component (GO): cytosolic small ribosomal subunit
Molecular function (GO): structural constituent of ribosome
Source: RefSeq, a predicted model, not a curated record